UUUAGUUUCCAUAUACCGUGAGGCUUUAUUCAAAUUACCCGCCUCAAUUUGGUUUGGUUGUGUUGGUAUGAAUGUCCGGUCCAUAAAGUACUUCAUUUGUUUAGUUUCCUCUCCUUUUAAAGAUUUGGAAGUUGUGACGACCACGUAUUUGUGGAAAAAAUCGUCACGAUGCAAAUUUUCGUAAAAACCCUCACCGGUAAGACCAUUACCUUGGAGGUCGAGCCAUCCGAUACUAUCGAAAAUGUGAAGGCUAAAAUCCAAGACAAGGAAGGAAUUCCUCCAGAUCAACAACGUCUGAUCUUCGCUGGAAAGCAACUUGAAGAUGGACGUACUCUCUCCGAUUACAAUAUCCAAAAGGAAUCUACACUUCACUUGGUAUUGCGUCUUCGUGGAGGUAUCAUUGAACCUUCUCUCAGACUCUUGGCCCAAAAAUAUAACUGCGACAAGAUGAUCUGUCGUAAGUGCUAUGCUAGGUUACAUCCUCGUGCAACCAACUGCAGGAAAACCAAGUGUGGACAUACCAACAACCUUCGUCCCAAGAAGAAGCUAAAAUAGGCUAUAAUGUUAUUCAAUCUAUGGAGGAGUGUAUUAAAAUUGAAAUAGCAAUAUUCAUGGUUUUUCAACCGAUUGGCAGAGAACUGUUAGUAUUAUUAUUCUAAUUUUAAUAGAAUAAUAAAUAUGUAAAUUUUCA
This is a messenger RNA of Harmonia axyridis, 691 nucleotides long. RefSeq names its product ubiquitin-60S ribosomal protein L40. The record is from RefSeq and is a predicted model, not a curated record. Bases 169 to 555 code for a protein of 128 amino acids. Gene Ontology annotation, molecular function: protein tag activity; ubiquitin protein ligase binding; structural constituent of ribosome. Gene Ontology annotation, biological process: modification-dependent protein catabolic process; protein ubiquitination; translation. The transcript is spliced from 2 exons. Gene Ontology annotation, cellular component: nucleus; cytoplasm; ribosome. NCBI's taxonomy places the organism in Eukaryota, Metazoa, Arthropoda, Insecta, Coleoptera, Coccinellidae.